Molecule: messenger RNA, 1186 nt
Organism: Doryrhamphus excisus (bluestripe pipefish)
Lineage: Eukaryota; Metazoa; Chordata; Actinopteri; Syngnathiformes; Syngnathidae
Source: RefSeq, a predicted model, not a curated record
UCAAGUUACGUUUGUUUGAAUGGGGAAAAAAGCCACUCGGUCCACUGCUUUGUUUUGUAACCUUUGAAAAAGGAGGUAUUUAUCGCUUUAGCUAACUAGUCACCCUUUGGUAUAGCUUUUCGUUAUUAACUUGAUUAAUAUUUAAUUUUAGGUUGUUAUUUGUUUUUGUUGUUCUGGUCAGAGAGUUCAUUUUUCCAAAACAGAAGAUGGAUUCAGUGAGGAUCAAGGCAACGAACAGGUCAGACGACACCCAAAACCCCGUUCUUGUACACAAUCCUUACCUCCAGAGGAUGAAAGAUGACUUCCUGUACCACUUCAACCUGGGCAAAGGAACACACAACCUUCCCGCUCUGUUUGGUGACACCAGAUUUGUGUGCGUCGGGGGCAGUGCAUGCCGAAUGAAAGAGUUCAUCGAGUACAUAGCCGUAGAGCUUGGCAUGGAAGAUCCCCAAUCAAAGUACCCCAAUAUCUGUGCCGGAACAGAUCGCUAUGCCAUGUACAAAGUUGGGCCUGUACUCUCUGUCAGCCAUGGAAUCGGCAUCCCGUCCAUGUCAAUCAUGUUACAUGAGCUGAUUAAACUCCUCCAUCACGCACGUUGCCAGGAUGUUACAAUAAUACGCAUUGGGACAUCAGGUGGAAUAGGCCUGAAGCCCGGGACCGUCGUUAUCACCAGACAGUCCGUAGAUGCAACAUUCCUGCCCAAAUUCGAGCAGCUGAUCCUGGGGAAGACGGUUGUGCGUGAUACUGAUCUGGACUGCUUCCUGGCGGAAGAGUUGCUGGAGUGCAGCAAGGAGCUGGGCCAGUUUGAGACGGUCAUCGGAAACACCAUGUGCACGCUGGACUUUUAUGAAGGUCAGGGCCGUUUAGACGGGGCUUUCUGCUUGUACACCGAGAAGGACAAACAAGAAUACCUGGCUAAAGCUAGGGAUGCGGGUAUCUGCAAUAUCGAAAUGGAGUCCACCGUUUUUGCUGCCAUGUGCAAACUGAGCGGCCUACGAGCGGCUGUGGUUUGCACGACAUUACUGGAUCGUCUGAAGGGAGAUCAGCUGACGAGCUCCCGUGAGGUUCUCCACGACUACCAGCAACGCCCUCAGAUCCUGGUAGCCCGCUACAUCAAGAAGCAGCUGAAAGCCAAAUAACUCCAUAGCUAAUGUAGCAUCAUAAUAAAGCAUUCGCUUUCAUUCUA